CAUAGGGUCACUGGUGGAAUUUCCUUUGGAGAAGAGGAGCAGACCCAGGGUUUCUCAGGAUCCAUUUAAAAACAGACAGUUAACUUCAUGUUUGGGGAUAUUCUGUUUUGAGGUGAGACGUGGCCAAGUUCCUACCCAGAGGCAUGCGUCUACCAGCAAUGUUGUGUGCUGUGCGUGUCUGUAAGACAGGCUCACGCUCUUUGCACUUGCCACAGACAGGAGGUGAUGAGGGCUGGCACAAACCUUUCUUACUGUUGCUUAAACUUUUUCAGAUUAUCUCCAAGAUAUAUAUCCUGCAGGCCUGGGGGAAGCAGGCGGGCAGUUCUGCCAGCCCGGCAGAACCGUGUGAGUGCCGUGUGUCGGCGUGCGUGCCUGCAACACAGAAGGAUGCUGUGCCAGUGGUCAGGAAGAAUUGUUUACUCCUGCAGCUCCGAGGUGAGCUCCUGCAGCAGAGCCUUGGCAAUACUGCUGCCACCGAGAGCCCCCUCAGAGAGAAGAUCUUGCUGGUUGUCCUCCUGGGUGCUCGGCAUUGGCACACUGUGACCUCCCUGGAGACCAGCAGUCCCUUCAUAUGGACAGUCCGCAGGUGGUCCUGGCCAGGAGGAUGCUCAGCAAACAGAAAUGGCUGUGUUGUGGCAGCUCCGUGGGGAGAGUUCAAUUCCACCAGGAAGAGCAAGGAACACACAGUGUCACCACAGCAACAUGACUCACGCCAGCCUGACCGUAUUUUGGCUUGCUGCCUGUCCGCACUUGGUGCCUGAGAAAUCUUUGAGACACAUAUCUCACUGGAAUAUCUUUCUCCUGUUAAAUGCUAUCAGUCCCUGCUCUGAGCAUCCACGGAGGAUAGCUGGGGCGUGAGAGCCAGCCCUGUGCCACCUACGGGCAGCAGAGUCUGGAGGGACACAGGUGUGGAAGCAUCCUCCAGCAUUUCAGUGUGGGUGGGCAGGCCCCUGUGAGGGCUUGGCCGAGGGCAGGCCAGUGGGGGAAGCAGAGGCAGGGUGGGCAGCAUGAGGUUAUGGUCCGGGCUUUGCUUAUACGGCCCUUGUGGAGGGCUGCUGCAGUGUGGGGUUAGAUGCAAAGGGAGGGAAAGAGAGGAAGGAAAGGAAAUGAAUAGGAUCUCACCGGGCAGAGCUGGAGGGGAGGAGUGGGAUUUUUAGGGGCAUCAUCUAUUCCCAUCCACUGAACCUGGCCGAGGAGACCCCUCCAGGGAAGUCCAUUAUGUGGCUGUUUUGAACAUAGGCACCCGAUUGCAUCACAGCUGCUGUGAAUAUUAAUGUGGCCAUUUAAUGAUUUGCCUUUUCCCAUGGCACUUCCAGCAAUUGUUUUAAAUUAAUUUUAAAAAUUACUGUUCCUGGUUGCCUUUUAGGAGUUUUUGUGCAGCAUUAAGUUGGUUUACCCUGACAGGUUAAUGCCUUUGUAAACACUAAUAUGUAACUAAUCUCACAAAUGCAAAGUUAAAUAUGGUCUCUACUAUUAUUGUGAUCAUAAUUUGAUUAAACAAGUUCCCACUGUUCAAUCCAGAGGAACGGGUGACUGCAUUGUGUUUGCUCACACAUGGUGUUGAUAUCUUCGAGUGGAACUGGGACUGAUUAUGUGGGUAUUUUUUUCAUAUAAGUGCAUUAUUUUUACACUCCAUUCAGAGGGAAUGUGUUCUGCACGCAGAACUCUUGACAGCAUCGCAAAGACUCCGUAGAUGAGGAUGCAGUAGAAACCCAUUGGAAGCAGUGAACCGAAAGAAGAGGCAACAUUUUGACACAGAGAUGGAGCUGCAGAGGAGAAAAGGAGCAUCCCAAGGAUGGCAGGACACAGCCCA
This is a messenger RNA of Falco peregrinus (peregrine falcon), 1813 nucleotides long. RefSeq lists its product as uncharacterized. The record is from RefSeq and is a predicted model, not a curated record. The transcript is spliced from 3 exons. The coding region runs from base 144 to 761 and encodes 205 amino acids. Lineage: Eukaryota; Metazoa; Chordata; Aves; Falconiformes; Falconidae.